UGAAAAGGUGGGCGGCGAUGAAAAUUCCCACAGUCAUGAACGCAGCAGAGAUGAUGAUGCCUCGCAUCCAUAUGACCUGCUGCUAGCACACUUCGGGCUACAGGAAUGAGUGUGUCCCGCGGACACACGGACAUUUCGCUCGUGCGUUAAGAGAAGCGGAGCGCGCGCCGGUGAGUGAAGCCCCUCCAAACGACGGUUGGACACCCGGACGGGGGAGAGAAGCGACAUGACGACGCGCUCGGAGAGGGAAAAGGCGCAGAAACUCAACGAGGAGCAUCAGACCAUUCUGUCGAAACUGCUGAAGGAGGAAGACAACAAGUACUGUGCUGACUGCGAGGCCAAAGGUCCUCGGUGGGCAUCAUGGAACUUGGGCGUGUUCAUGUGUAUCCGCUGCGCUGGGAUCCACCGGAACCUGGGAGUCCACAUAUCCAGAGUCAAAUCUGUCAAUCUGGAUCAGUGGACACCUGAGCAGAUCCAGAGUAUGGUGGAUAUGGGCAACACCAGAGCCAAACAUCUGUAUGAAGCCCACCUUCCAGAGAACUUCAGACGACCUCAGACGGACCAAGCAGUGGAAGUCUUCAUCCGGGACAAAUAUGAGAGGAAGAAGUACUAUAACAAGGAAGCCGCGGCCGCAGCUCCAAAGACAUCGGAAGCUGUUCCUUCCUCCACUUUACCUUCUUCCCAGGCUGACAGGAGCAGACCAGAGGAGCGGGAGAAGAAAAAAGAAGAGAAGAAAAGAGAGACGAAGGACUCUGAAAAAGUGGAGAAACAUAACAACACCAAGCAUUCGGAGUGCAGAUCCAAUGCCGGGAAGAUCACAGAGCCGACUGUGGACCUGCUGGAUCUCGAUGCUCCAGGGGGGGAAGGUAAUGGCUCAGAGCAAACUGCAUCCACUGCUGAUGAACUGGAUGUCUUUGGACCAAUGGUUUCCAAUCCUCUCUCUCCCAGCAAGGCACAACAGGGGCAGUCUAGUUCCAGUCCUGCUCCUCAGCAGGUGGACUCCUCCAGCUCCUCCUCUGCCUCCACCAGCACAAAGGUGAUGGAGAAGAAGCUUUUAUCAAAAGACUCCAUCCUGUCUCUUUACGCCAGCAGCUCCGUGGGCAUUCAGCCACAACAGAGCCAGCAGCAGCCUGCAGAAGGACCAGCAGGUGCAUAUGUGGGCCAGCCUCAGAUGCAGUUUGCCCCGCAGUGCUUUGGCCCCUCUACGACUGCAGGAGCUCCUCCUACUGCCAUGAUGUCUGCUAUGACGCUGAUCAAUGGGGGCUACAUGGGUCUGCAGCAGCAGCAGGGUGGGCCCCCAGCUAACCAAGGACCAAACAUGUACAACCUGCAGCAGGGUCAGCAGUGGAGCAUGAGCAUGCAGGCGUCAGGUGUGGCAGUGAGCAGUGCAGGACCCCCAGCAGCCACUUCAAACCAGUCAGGCACCUCAACAGCCGGGACCACGGCAAGUUUGGCACCAGCAGCGGGCCAGACCCUCAGCAAUCAGCUGUGGAAAUGAGGACGUCGCGAAGACGAGGUGAUGCCCGCAACCGAGAGCAGAGAACGCGAUACAGUGACAGCCCCUCUGUCCCAGAACCAACUCGCCUUUACUGUGGUUCCUUAAGCGGACCAGGAGGACAUUAUAAUGAACAGAGUGAGGAAACACAUUCCUGCUGUCUCCUGUCUUUGUUUUACGUUUGUCCUCCUUCUUUGUAGUUGUCAGAAAAAAUGCAAAAGUGAUGAAGGGUGUUGGGUCAACAGCUCCAAGUUGUUGUGGUGUGUUAACAUUAGCUUUUGUGGUAACUAAAAUGGACAAUUAGUGAGUAGUGCUUCAUUAUCAAGAGUAGUUAUGGAUAUUUUGUGGUUGGUCUGUGCUACCCCACCCUCAGCUUUCUCUACAGCGUGUAUUGUAGCCCCCCCCACCUCUGCAGAUUGUCUGAUCAUUGUGGGGUUCCUGUGAAAAUGGAGGGGCCUCCCAAGUUUUAGACUUAAAGAAAAAAAAGGUAAACUCAUGCGACUUUCUGUUUAAAAAAAAAGAGGAAAAGAUAGAUAAGGAUUUCUGUCAAAACAGAUCUAAUAUGAAUUUAAAUCUGCUCAAACUGUAAUGUUAUUGCAUGUUUUUCCUGGAAAAGGACAGAUUCAAGCCGAAUGACACUUCUGUACUUCUAUUUCAGCUGCUGAAACAUUGUGGUGAGGUAAAGAAGCGGUUUCCAAUUACAAGACUCAUAAUACUCUGGGGUAGUAACUACAAAAAAAGAUGCUUUACACCAUUUAGAUGAGUAAAAGUUCUACACAGGUGGAACAAACUCUCUUAAAAAUAGGUAGAAAACAAAAAUCAAAAGUUUAACUGGUUACACCUCUCCAGCUGUUAAUGUCGAUGCAGAUCUUUGCCUGUCAUGAUCUUUGUUAAUUGCAUUCAAAGCCAGACAUUCAUGUGAAGCUCGUUGGUCAUCAGGGAGGCUCCUGAAACACUCAGCGGAACUUCACAUUAUACAAAGUCAAGAAAAACAUUUACAGUGUUUUACUCCUAUUUAGAAAACUGUAAGAAUGUAGUACUAAUGUACUAAUCCUGUACACUUUAAGGCAAUAGUGACCUUUCCUAGGUAUAACUCAAAUCAUCCUUUAGAAAAACAUCUUAAGGUAUGACACUCAUCUGUCUUUGCAUUGUAAAAAUGUCAAGGUGUACAUAAUGUAUGCUUUAUUCACGUACUUUAUAGUAAAUGAUUAGUAUUGUACAAACUACGUAGACAACUAAAGGCAGUUGACUUGAAGACGAGGUAAAAAUUAAACGAUUAAAUCAAAAGGAUCAGAUUUUUAUCUAAACUUAGCAAAGAAAAUCCUUCUCUGUUAAAAUUGCUAUUAAGUGUUAAGAAAUGAUCAACUUUUACUUCUGCCAAAAAAUAACAAUUGAGAUCCUCUCCUCAGAGAUAAGAUCUUAAGAAAGCUCACUAACCAAGCAAAAUGACCAUUUCACUUAUGAACCUACCUGACAACAUCUUUUGUGAAAACAAAGCGUUUCUAUAGUAUUUUUCCUCUUCACCCAUUUUCUGCAGUUACUCCAUCUUUGCUAGAAUUCUGACAACAUCAAAGCAUUCAGCCGCAUUCUGAGAAUAACUCCACCUCGCUGUCAGCAAGACAUGCUUUUGUACAAUAAAAAUCCUGUUAACCUUAAGAAAAAAAAGUUCAUUUCUCAGGAAAACUUUAAAAUAAUUUGUGUUAUCUUUGAUAGGUUACUAAAUAUAUGCAUCUGUUUUUUUUCUUUGUUUUUUGUUUUAAACAGCAGGACCGUCUGUGUAUUUCUACUCUCUAAGGUGCUGGACUCUGUCCUCUGUCUAUGUCAGUCAAAGCAUCACUCUGUCAUGAAGUCUAAGAUCAAUAUUAAGACAAAUUUCACCCAAAACCUGAAGUGUUCUGCAAGCAGAGAGAGGAGCUGAAUAUGUGAGGUGGUUCUGUCUGUGUUAAGGAAUAGAAAAUGACACCAGUUUACUUGUUUUUUUUAUGGUGGUGAUCAUUGGAUCUCAGGAUGAUGCAAUGCCUGCAAUACUAAAUACAUCACCAUAUGGCAAUUCUGCUAUAACUGAUAAAUUGUUGUAGGACGAUCCCUGUUGAACACCACUGAUCAAAAAAAAAACAUAAAGUGGUUGUAAAUGUGAAGCAUCACUGACAUCUGUCAGUGUCCUGCUGGGCCUAGCCUGGUUUCCAACUGAACCUAGUUUUGUUGAGACAAAAUUCCAAUAAGAGGACUUUGAAUUCAAUUCCUGGAAAACUUAAACAAAAUGAUUUAUGCAUAGAUAACAGAGAACAGGAAAACACAACUGUCAAGAGCUGGAAAGUCUAAGUCAAUAUAGGAAAAGGGAAUAGAAAGAUCACAGGGGUUCUGUGUGUGAAGCGUCUGCUUGUGAAAAAGAGAGAGCCCUUAAAAUGGUUGUUUUUUUUUAGCUCCUCGCUUUUGUGUCACAGAAACUGUUCGCAUGGGAAUAAAUUCCGGUGCAGGCGUCAUAGACCGUUUAAUUUUGUCUCUGAGAGCCAAAACACUGAGAGAAAUAUUUGAUAUUUAUGCAACCUGUGAAAAGAAAUUCCUCCUGACAUGGACAGAAAGACCCAAAUGUCUUCAGGUAAAUAGAAGCUGUGGUUUUUCCAGGUAUCUUUGUCUUUUGUUUGCCCACUUUUUUGUAAUGCUGUGUCUGUAACUAAAGGAUAUUUUUAAGCUCAGUGAGAUACAUUGGAAAAUUUGUUUGGAAAUGUUCUAUUUACAAAUGUAUUUACUAAUUAUGUCUUUAAGCCUUUCUUUAUUAAAGAUAAACUGAAAGAAAAAAAAGUCAAAAAGAAGGUCAAAACAGGGUAAUGGCAUCUCAGCAAAGUCGACUUUGAAACGUAUCAAGAUUUCUAAAUUGGUUUGAUUAAAGUCCACUCCAAUCAUCUUUUGAUCUAUUGUUAAAGCGUUCCCAGUGGUCUUUUUUUAUGGUUAUGCUGUUUUCAGCCAAAAUCAAAGAACCUGUGUCGUUUUCUAGGACAUCGUUUCUUCAGAGCGGCAAGAGUUCCCUAGAAACUCACCUGUGCGUUGUGGGUGGGAUUGUUGAGCAAGCCCGCCCCCUUUUCCCUCCCCACUGCUGAGAGCUUGGAGCAGGGAUUGUAUUUUCUGUCACAAACAACGUCUUUCAAACUGCCAUUUUCAUCUGCUCCUGAUUCAUGAUUUGCAUAGAGAAAUAUUUAGAAAUACAAAUUUGAGCCUUUGUGUUAUCUUUAUGUUCAUCUUUAUCCAUCCUUUCCUAAUAAGUUUCUGUAUAAUUUUAAUCCAGAAAAACGCCACAAGAACAUGUUAAAAAAAACUAAAUCACAAUUUUCAUUGGAGUGGGUCUUUAAUGUCAUCCCAAAGAGCCAUGCUGUAAGCAAAGAAAUAUAAUCAGAGCACCUUAUUAUCAUAACUUUAAGCUUGAGCUGUGCAUAUUUUAUCAUGUUCAGUUAUCAACAAAUGGAAACAAUUUUUUCCUCGCCGUACAGUCCAGAGUCGCCCACAACUCCCAACGUCUAGUUUUCCGUUGGUCAGCUGCCUGCGGCUGUUUUCUAGUGACUCAUUCGACUCUGACAGCCAUUUCCCCAAAAUCGGAUUUAAACCAUAAAGUUCUUCACCGCCAGCGUACCAGGAAUCACAGCAGCUGGUUGUCUCUCACUUUGUGGUUUUGCCUUUCAGGUUUUGUCAGGAAGCAGCUCAGAUGACAAAACCUUUGGUCUGACUCCAGCUGUUUGCACCUUUGUCUUAACAAGUUUCCUCCUCAACUAUUUCCUCCCCGUGCUGUAAAGGAAUCUGUAACGUUCGGCUUUCCGCCAUGUGUUGUGCUGUUUGUUGUGUGUGUACUACAAGAGAAGCACAGUUAGCUUCCUGGGUUUCCCAGCAGAAGCUGCCAGGACUUCAGGAAAAAAACAACCUAGUAUGAAGGUCAUGAGAGUGUCUCCUGUUAAGUCCCGAAAAAGAUCUCAGAUGCAGAGACUCGUUCAUCGAACAGGCAAUAACUGAAACCCACUCUGCUGUUUCUGAGAGACAAAAGCACAACAAUGUUUUUCAGAGGAGAUCAAUAAACACACGUCAAAUCAA
This is a messenger RNA of Oryzias latipes (Japanese medaka), 5572 nucleotides long. It is a transcript of the gene smap1, whose product is annotated as small ArfGAP 1. Gene Ontology annotation, cellular component: cytoplasm. Gene Ontology annotation, biological process: regulation of clathrin-dependent endocytosis. Lineage: Eukaryota; Metazoa; Chordata; Actinopteri; Beloniformes; Adrianichthyidae. The record is from RefSeq and is a predicted model, not a curated record. Gene Ontology annotation, molecular function: GTPase activator activity; metal ion binding.